Penicillium samsonianum is the source of this 1389-nucleotide messenger RNA. RefSeq lists its product as uncharacterized. The record is from RefSeq and is a predicted model, not a curated record. The transcript is spliced from 6 exons. Bases 1 to 1389 code for a protein of 462 amino acids. Lineage: Eukaryota; Fungi; Ascomycota; Eurotiomycetes; Eurotiales; Aspergillaceae.
AUGACUACACGCAAUGAGCUCAAUUUAGGUGAUCGAUUCCUUUUCAUUCCAAUAAAAGGCUCAAAUGACCGCACAGCGAAGCGCCUAGCCCGAUCGCAUGCUGUAGCGCACGGCCUGCGGAAGAAAAGAAAGCUUCAGCAAAGUUCUGGUCAUAAUUUCCAUAUUCUAUGCCCAACAAAGGAUCAGAGCCGAUCAAUGGGCAAAGAGAAACAAGUUGAAGCUCUUAUCAUACCACCAUGCUCCCUCGCUGCAGGCUCCUCCGAUCCAUUCCAAAUGCUGGCUGCAGAGUCGCCGACACUACGGGCAUUGCUAAACCGACAAAAGUUUCAAAAAGCUACGGAGCCGGUCUUCAGUGUUGCUGAUGAACUUGUGCUUCAAAACUUCCGCUCCGUCCUUCGAAAAGGACUAGAUGAUAACGCUCUUCUGAGCGCCGUCGUGCUCACAUUUUUAUCUACGGUCACAGCCAGUAUGACCAGCAGGGAGUGUCUCGAAUACCAAAAUGAGGCUCUGAGCUCUAUCCGUCAAAGAAUAAGUUCUCCAGAUAGGGCUGCUACGGAGUCUACAAUAGGAGCGAUUCUGCUACUCGCCGGUAUAGAGGUCCGGCUUGGAAUGCCGCAUCAAGUCCAGCUCCACAUGGGGGCAAUACACCACAUUCUUGACGUAUGCCAAAGAAAGGGCGUCUAUUUGAGUGACGAUAUCAAACGUGCGAUCUUCUGGUCAGAUUUAAACGGUUCGGUCAUGACAGGCUCAAACCGAGUUGUUGACCACACAACUUUUUCCGAGCUCCAGUGGAGGAGAGACCCUUCCCAUGCGGACUUCUUUAUUCUUCCACCUGGAUUUCAAAGCCACUCCUGUUCCCUGGGUCAGGAUUUCGUUGAGAUCCUCAAGGACGUAUUUGCAUUGCAAUGUAUCCGAGAUUCAGCCAUCCUCGGCAAAGAGGACGUAAUGCCGAUGGCACAUAUCGAUAACCACCAAGCGUCUAUCCAGUCGAGGCUAGUGAGUUUGCCAAUUUGCUCACCUAUAUCGGAAUGUUGCCAUCAAGCGGCAUAUCUAUGCUCGAGUAUGCUUCGCUGCAAAACCUGGCGGACUUCAACCAUCCCCUCUCACCUUUCAUUACAAUUGCUCAGCAAGUUACAAGCAGCGAGCGAUAGUCCAGUGUGGGAUGAUUCGCCUGAUCUAUUGGUUUGGCUCUUGCACAUUGGGGGUGCUUUUGCCCCGGCAGGGACCAUACAGGAAGGCUACGUGCGACUAUUGAAUUUGAACCACAGAAGAUUCAGAUGGCUGUAUACAUCAUGGCCAGAACUUCUUGUGAUUCUUAAACAGUUCAUAUGGUCCGACAAAGCAUUUUUGUCCCAGGUUAAGGCCUUCUGGGAAGAUUAUCCGAUCUAG